Molecule: messenger RNA, 5278 nt
Organism: Ochotona princeps (American pika)
Lineage: Eukaryota; Metazoa; Chordata; Mammalia; Lagomorpha; Ochotonidae
Gene: MLH3
Product: mutL homolog 3
Exons: 13
Coding region: 402-4739 (1445 amino acids)
Biological process (GO): mismatch repair
Cellular component (GO): mismatch repair complex
Molecular function (GO): ATP hydrolysis activity; ATP binding; mismatched DNA binding
Source: RefSeq, a predicted model, not a curated record
GACUGGGGGGAGAGCACGUGACCAACGGAUGACUCGGGUGCUCCUUAGCAGAAGCGUCCUGGUGGCCGCCGCGGGCCAGCUGCCCCGAGCCGGCGCGCCAGGGUCCCGGGAGGCCGCGGGGGCCGGGGGUCGUGUUGGGGUGCGAGUGGGACAGGCGUGCCCGGCUUGGGGCAGGUGCCGAGGCCUCGGCCCGGGACCGGCACGUCCCGUUGUUCCCUAAAAGGAGUUAGGUGGAAUCAGGAAGUCGUAGCGUUCAACAGGAUCUUCAUAACCGUCGAAUCCCCGUUUGCUGCAGGCAGCGAAGUUCCUUGUGUUAGAAGACGCCAGGAGUGGUCUGCAGGCAGUUCUUCCUAGCUUGAGGAGGGAACGAGCCUGGCAUUCCCACCAACCCGCUGCCCGUGAUGAUCAAGUGCUUGUCGCUUGAAGUGCAAGCAAGAUUGCGUUCUGGCCUGACCAUAGGCUCCUUAGGCCAGUGUGUGGAGGAGCUUUCCCUCAACAGCAUCGACGCCCAAGCAACAUGUGUGGCCGUGAGGGUGAACAUGGAAACCUUUCAAGUUCAAGUGAUAGACAAUGGAUUCGGGAUGGGGAGUGAAGACGUGGACAAGGCGGGAAAUCGCUAUUUCACCAGUAAAUGCAGCUCGGUGCAGGACUUAGAGAGGCCACAGUUUUAUGGUUUCCGGGGGGAGGCGUUGGCAAGCAUAGCUUACAUGGCCAGUGCCAUGGAAAUUUCAUCUAGGAAAAACAGAACAAUGAAAACGUUUGUGAAACUGUUUCAGAAUGGAAAAGCCCUCAAAGCUGGUGAAGCUGAUCUGAGUAGACCAAGUGCUGGGACGACAGUCACGGUCUAUAACCUUUUCUACCAGUUACCUGUGAGGAGGAAGUGCAUGGACCCUAGGCUGGAAUUUGAGAAAAUUAGACAGAGGAUAGAAGCUCUCUCACUCAUGCACCCUUCCAUCUCUUUCUCUUUAAGAAACGAUGUGUCUGGUUCCAUGGUGCUUCAGCUCCCUAAAACCAAAGACAUAUGUUCCCGAUUUUGUCAAAUUUAUGGAUUGGGGAAGUCCCAGAAGUUACGAGAAAUACAUUUUAAGUAUAAGGAAUUUGAGCUUACUGGCUAUAUCAGCUCUGAAGCACAUUACAAUAAGAAUAUGCAGUUUUUGUUUGUGAACAAAAGAUUGGUUUUAAGGACAAAAUUGCAUAAACUCAUGGACUUUUUAUUAAAGAAAGAAAGCAUCAUAUGCAAGCCAAAGAAUGGCACUGUGGGCAGACAAAUGAGUUCAAGUCCUCGGCAUCGGUCUACUCCAGAACUCCACGGGGUUUAUGUGAUCAAUGUGCAGUGCCCAUUCUGUGAAUAUGAUGUGUGCAUGGAGCCAGCAAAAACACUGAUUGAGUUUCAGAACUGGGAUACUCCCUUGGUUUGUAUUCAAGAAGGAGUGAAACUGUUUUUAAAGCAAGAAAAACUAUUUGUAGAACUAUCAGGUGAGGACAUUAAGGAAUUUAACGAAGACAAUGAUUUUAAUUUAUUGGGUGCUACUCUUCAGAAGACCUCUGAAGAGAAGUGUGACCAGGGAAGUUUCCAGGAGGCGUGCAAUAAUAUUUUGGAUUCCUAUGAAAUGUUUAAUUUGCAAUCAAAGGCUGUGAAAAGAAAAGCUACUCUAGAAAACAUAAAUAGAGAGAAUUCUCAGGCUGUGGAAGCUAUCAGAAAAAAGACAGAUGAUUCAUUUUUGUGUGCCCAUGAAUCAGGUGGCCCUUUGCCUGAUGAAAUGACGACAUCACCGUUACAUAAAGCUAGCUCCUGCUCAGAUUCAGUGUUAGAACAAGAGACAGUUGACGCACCAGACUGGAGAGAAAAUGUGGAACAUGCAAAAUCUGGCCUUGACCCUUACUCUUUAGAAAACCCACAUAGAACCACUUCAGAAAAGUUUUCUUUUCAAACACUUCGCUUGGGGAACAGUGAAGAAGAUCUAGAAGUACAGAAAGUGAAUAGAACUACUAAUGGCGUGGCUGCCAACAUUCUAAAAAAUAAUGCCACUCAGGAUCAACUGGAGAGACUGGAAGAUGCUGCCGUCUCGGAUUGCCAGUCUCAGCCUUUGGAAACAGCAUUUCUGCGAGUCCAUGGUGCUCAGAGAGAGAAAGAGACAAGAGAAGAAGAACCUAGUGGUUGUGGAGGAAGAAACAAGUUUAGUUAUGGACCAGUUAAAUUAUGUUCUACUGGCUUCAUAACUCAUGUGGUGCAGAGUGAGGUAACUCCAUCCACUGAAGCAGGACAUCCACUGAAAAAUUAUGUUCGACCUGGUCCUGUGAGUGCCCAGGAAACAUUUGGAAGUAAGACACAUCAUUCAGUUGAGACUCCAGACAUCAAAGAUUUAACCAGCAUUUUAAGUAAAGAAUCUGCUCAGUUGCCCAACAGAGAAGUCUGCAGAACCAGUGUAGGUUAUGGGCUCAAGCAAAGACCUAUAGCAGCACAUAGAAAUCUUUCCACUUUUCAGGACAAUGGUCUAAAAGCACACACAGACUGUUUACUUCCGGCUACAUCUUCCUUCCCUUUACAUAGACACAUUCGCAAUGGUGGUAAGAAAACACACACAUUGAUUAGUUCAUCCAAACACAUAGUCCGUAAGAAGCUGAGGUUGAGUUGCCCGCUAGGCUCUUUAGAGAAGUUCAAGAGGCAGUAUGGGAAGGUUAACAGUUCUCCCGAUUCAGAAGCAAAGGAAAAUGACAUUGAAGUCCCUGCCAGUCUCUGCCCUCAAGUUGAGUCUGAUGUUCCCCUGAGAGACCAGAGUUGCUCUAACAACUCUUACAUUUGUAAAAGCAUUGCUGUGAUGCGUGAUGGUUUGAGUGGUAGCUGUCAGCCAGAAGGUCACCUUGAGUAUCCCGAGGAGUUUCCACUCUCUGAGGAAGAAGAUCACGUGGAACAACAGAUGGCUUGUUUGGGAGAAAGUCCUCCAACUGUAUGGGGCUUUAACAGAAGGCCUUUGGGUAUUGACAGAUUGCCUAAAUCACUAUCCUCCAAAUUAUCCAAACUGAAGGAUUCUGUAAGAGAGACACAAGCAAGAGAGUUAAGUCUUAAUGAACUUCCAGAUUCAAACUGCAGUGCAGAAGACAAUAGUUUCUGCAGUGGGUUAACCAUAGAUUUUUGUCAGUUAUUUGAAAAUCAGCAUAAGAAAGCAGAGAAUGACGCCCACCCCAGGUCAAAUUGUGUUACACAGGAUAAUUCUUCCAACAAAGAUAGUGAGACACAUUGUGACAGGAAUACAACAGAGAACUGUGUAAUAUCAGAAACCCCUUUGGCUUUACCUUAUAAUUUUGAAGUUACUGAUAAAGAUUCAGACAUUCUUCUCAGAGCUUCAGAACAGCAGACAGGAAGUCCUGACUCGUCCACUGGAAGGGUACCGAGGCAGGUAGAGGAUUCCCCACCCAAACAAGAUGCAGUCUGUUUUGAGAGUAAGGAAUCUAAUACAAGAGCUUGUUGUGGACCAGAAGAGUCCAACACAUCCUCCAUGGAUUGGCAGCAGCACUUUGAUGUCACCUUGGGGAGAAUGGUUUACAUCAACAGGAUGACAGGGCUUAGCAUGUUCACUGCUCCUACAGAGGACAUCCAGAGCGCAUGUACUAAAGACCUGACCACGAUGGCGGUGGAUGUUGUCCUUGGGAACGGGUCUCAAUACAGAUGUCAUCCUUUUAGAAGUGACCUUAUUCUUCCUUUCCUUCCAAGAGCUCAGGAGGAGAGGACUGUGACGAGAAAGAAUUCCAGAGAUACUGCGGAUGAUGGUGACGGCAGCGAAUCCCUGCAGUCUCUGCUCUCAGAGUGGGACAACCCGGUAUUUACCCGCUACCCAGAGGUUGCUGUUGAUGUGAGCAGGGGCCAAGCUGAGAGCUUAGCAGUUAAAAUUCACAACAUCUUGUAUCCAUAUCGUUUCACCAAAGAAAUGAUUCAUUCAAUGCAGGUUCUCCGGCAAGUGGAUAACAAGUUUAUCGCCUGUUUAAUGAGCACUAAAGCUGAAGAGGAUGACAAAGCAGGUGGGAACCUGCUUGUCCUGGUGGACCAGCAUGCCGCCCAUGAGCGCAUUCGUUUGGAGCAGCUUCUUACAGAAUCCUAUGAGAAACAACAGCCACAAGGGUCAGGUCGGAAAAAACUACUGUCUUCCACUGUAAUUCCUCCGCUGGAGAUAUCGGUGACAGAGGAACAAAGGAGAUUGCUCUGGUGUUACCACAAGAAUCUGGAAGAUCUGGGCCUUGAAUUUAUAUUUCCAGACACCAAUGACUCGCUGGUCCUUGUGGGAAAAGUCCCGCUCUGUUUUGUGGAAAGAGAAGCCAGUGAACUUCGGAGAGGAAGAUCUACCGUGACCAAGAGUAUUGUAGAGGAAUUCCUUCGAGAACAAGUGGAGCUGCUCCAGACCACAGGAAGCAUCCACGGGACGCUGCCACUGACGGUCCAGAAGGUGCUGGCAUCCCAGGCCUGCCAUGGGGCCAUUAAGUUUAAUGAUGGCCUGAGCCUAGAGGAGAGCUGUCGCCUGAUUGAAGCCCUGUCCUGCUGCCAGCUGCCGUUCCAGUGCGCUCACGGGAGGCCAUCUAUGCUGCCUUUAGCCAACAUAGAUCACUUGGAGCAAGAAAAGCAGAAUAAACCCAAUCUUGCUAAACUUCGCAAAAUGGCUCGGGCCUGGCAUCUCUUUGGGAAAGCAGAAGAUUCCAACAAGAGGCAGUGUGUGCAGCAGUCUGUGACUCCUUGUGAACUGCCCUAAGGCCAGAAUUCCUGACCAGUGAGAAGCCGGAGGGUUUAAAGCUUCUGUCUGCAUGUCCCUGAGUUGGAGCCAGCACCUGUGCAGCUUCAAGACCACUGAGCCUUCUGGUUGGGCUGGCUGGGGUGGACGGUCCCUCUCGGGAAAUAACCAGAUGACAUCCAUGCACAAAGCCAGUUCAUGUGUUUGCAUCUGUGGACAUAGGCAGUUCCCACAUCAUAGGGACUGUAACUUAUUCUGGGAUAAAAUUUAAUGAUUCAUGGAUUGGUUGGUUGGUUGAUGUAUAAAGGGUGUGAGGAUUUUUUAAGAUUUAUUUCUUCCUGUGAUCUUGUUUUUGUGCAAUUUUCAAAUUUAUAUGUGUGUCAUCGAGCUGAAGGGUAAACUCCAGGACAGGGUCUGCCUUUCCACACGGUUCCAGAUUUCUCCCACUAGUCCCUCUCUGCCCUUCCAUCUUCUCUACUUCCUCUGCUACUGCUUUGGAUUCUGAAUCACAGACAAACAAUUCCUCUGUUCUCAAUGAAAAUAUUCACUGAAACCUCCAA